Molecule: messenger RNA, 1237 nt
Organism: Malurus melanocephalus (red-backed fairy wren)
Lineage: Eukaryota; Metazoa; Chordata; Aves; Passeriformes; Maluridae
Product: formin-like protein 3
Exons: 9
Biological process (GO): cortical actin cytoskeleton organization; regulation of cell shape; cell migration
Cellular component (GO): cytosol
Molecular function (GO): actin filament binding
Source: RefSeq, a predicted model, not a curated record
CUGCCCGGGGCUUCACCCUCCAUCGCCCUCACCGUCGGGCUCUCAGCCAUCCGCAUCAAGAAACCCAUCAAGACCAAAUUCCGGCUGCCCGUGUUCAACUGGACGGCGCUGAAGCCCAGCCAGAUCAGCGGCACGGUGUUCAGCGAGCUGGACGACGAGCGUGUGCUGGAGGAUUUAGACCUGGAACGUUUCGAGGAGCUGUUCAAGACCAAAGCGCAGGGCCCGGCGUUGGACCUGGUGUGCGCCAAGAGCAAAGCGGCGCAAAAAGUGGCCACCAAGGUGACGCUGCUGGAAGCCAACCGCGCCAAGAACUUGGCCAUCACCCUGCGCAAGGCCGGCCGCAGCGCCGACGAGAUCUGCAGGGCCAUCCACACGUUCGACCUGGCGAYGCUGCCGGUGGAUUUCGUGGAGUGCCUGAUGCGCUUCCUGCCCACGGAGGCGGAGGCCAAGGCGCUGCGGCAGUACGAGCGCGAGAGGAAGCCGCUGGAGGAGCUGGCCGACGAGGAUCGCUUCAUGCUGCAGUUCAGCAAGGUGGAGCGGCUGCCGCAGCGCAUGGCCAUCAUGGCCUUCCUCGGCAACUUCGCCGAGAAUAUCCAGAUGUUGACACCGCAGCUCAAUGCCAUCAUCGCGGCCUCGGCCUCUGUGAAGUCGUCCCAGAAGCUGAAGCACAUGUUGGAGAUCAUCCUGGCGCUGGGCAACUACAUGAACAGCAGCAAACGCGGUGCAGUCUACGGCUUCAAACUGCAGAGCCUGGACCUGCUCCUGGACACCAAAUCGACCGACAGGAAGAUGACGCUGCUGCACUUYAUCGCGCUGACGGUGCGGGAGAAAUACCCGGAGCUGGCGACUUUCUGGCAGGAGCUGCACUUUGUGGAGAAAGCUGCGGCAGUGUCCCUGGAGAACGUGCUGCUGGACGUGAAGGAGCUGGGCAGGGGGAUGGAGCUGCUGCGGCGGGAGUGCGGGCAGCACGAGAGCGCGGUGCUGCGCGGAUUCCUGGGCAGCAGCGAGGGGCAGCUCGAGCGGCUGCAGCGCGACGCACGCACGGCCGAGGACGCCUACAACACCGUGGUGCGGUAUUUCGGCGAGAGCCCCAAGACGACCCCGCCRUCCGUUUUCUUCCCGGUGUUUGUCCGAUUCAUCCACUCUUACAAGGUGAGGUGGGGCCGGGAGGGGGUACAUGGCAGGUUUGGGGAAAGCUGGCACCCCUCACCUGUUGUAGUGGUUUGAAUGAUUUUAA